This is a messenger RNA of Rhopilema esculentum, 1926 nucleotides long. RefSeq lists its product as uncharacterized. The record is from RefSeq and is a predicted model, not a curated record. NCBI's taxonomy places the organism in Eukaryota, Metazoa, Cnidaria, Scyphozoa, Rhizostomeae, Rhizostomatidae.
AUUCCAGUUUACAAUAUGAUCGGUCCUGUUACAUUCCGACCAUACCUAAGAGUAAUUUUGGGGUUGCUGUUGCUGUUGUGGUUUUUGAGGUCGAAGACCGUUCAAAUGGUCAAGCAUGGUAAAGCACAGAAUGUUUGCAGAACGAUCCAGAAGGAAAGGAAGGCCAUCGUGAUGAGUGCAAAGGUUAUGCUUUUGAGCACAGUUGUGCUUUGCUUGAGUAUACUGAUUUUGCGAUAUGCUGAAGUGGAAUGGCUUGAAGAUUUUGCAAACUCUUCCAUACGUAAACUAAUAUAUCUUGUUCGUUACGAUGAGCAGCCAGUUCUGGCAAAUAAAUCGGAACUUAAUCUUGAGUUGGUAGACAUGACGAAAGCUAAGCAUGGUGAUAGGAAGAUGGAAGUUGCAAAACUUAACAAAGCGCUCAGUGAAGUUGGAUUUGCCUACAUUAUCAAUAUACCUGGGUACGAUCCAGAUAAAUUGCUGUAUAACACUAAAUGGUUUUUUUCAUUGCCACACAAGACAAAAAUGGAAAUUGCUAAGAAUUCUUUCCAGCCAGGAAAUAAAAACUCUUUCCGAGGUUAUUUUCCAAUCAUAGAUGGCGGUCACUCCUUCAAAGAAGCUUUAGAAUUUGGAGCAUUUUUUCAUAGUAAGCAUGAAGUUCGAAAGGUAUCGGGAACUGACCGGCCUCUCAUGAGAGACGUUGUCCAGGAGCCCAAUGUGUGGCCAGUGUCAGACAGCAAAGAGUCAGACGAAGAAUUUCGAAAUUGCAUGACUCGCAUGUAUGAUCUCUACUCCUCUCUUGGAGACGAGGUCUCUAAAAUGAUGGCAGAAGGUCUUGGCCUAGAGAAGAAUUACUUUGAUAACUUGUUCAAGCCAGGUAAGCCCCUUGCAACUCUGCGAUUACUUCAUUACCCAACAAGGAUAAAUGACACAGAUCUUCCUGAGGAGGCAAAAGAUGGAGACAUUAGAAUAACAACUGGAGAACAUUUUGAUACAACAUUCCUUACAAUCUUAGCAACUUUUGAAAACAAGGGACUGCAAGUCAAGUUGACUGAUGAUGGCCCUUGGCUCGAUGUGCCAGUAAUAAAAGAUGGCUUAAUCAUUAACACUGGAGCACUUCUCUCAAAGAUGGUAGAUUAUAAACUCAGAGCUACAAACCAUAGAGUAAUAGAUCUUGGAGCUGACCGUUAUUCUGUUCCUUUUUUCUAUGAGCCAGCCUUUGAUGCAGAUAUUUCAAAGUCUAUCAGUGGUAAAAUAAUAAAUACUGCCUUUCCAAAGUAUGGUCCAUGGAUGACAAACAGAACAAGCAUGUUUGCAGAAUAUGCAACAACAGAUUUUGGAAUUGCUGAUUAACUUUAUAGAUUUAGCCAGAUUAAAAAGAAUAUAAUCUAUAUAAUGUUGUGAAAUUUGGUCUUUAUCCUUCUUUUAUAUAAAUUCAAAUUGUUUAUAAAUUGAUUAAAGAUUGCAGAUCCAGGUUAUAAAUCAGACAAUUUUACUAGAAAAAAAUGGACAAUGAAAGGCCACUAAAACAAGCUACAUAGAGAAAUUACAGCACCACCCACCCCUACCUCUCCCCCUCACACCACAGCCUUCCACCCUUCAACAAAAAACUUUGUUUCUGCUCUUAUUAGCUUUUUUAUCAAAUAAAAGUAAAGAUACAGAUGCUUGUUUUAAAAUAUUUAAAACAGGCUAUUGCAAGUAGCCAAGAGCAGCUUUGCAAACAGUUUUUACAUACAGCCAACACUAAAUAUUUGCCAAUAUGAUAAACUAAGUUUAGGGAUACACUUACAUUGAUAAUUUUUUUUACAAGCUGCUGAUCUGAGUUAUUUCAAUCUCGUAUUAUUUUGUACUGUAUGCAUGUUUGUGAAAAAUCAGUUGGUUGUUGUUUUUGAAUAGAAGAUUGUGAACUUCAUAAAAAAUCGCAUCAUA